This is a messenger RNA of Acanthisitta chloris (rifleman), 2147 nucleotides long. It is a transcript of the gene DUSP16, whose product is annotated as dual specificity phosphatase 16. Gene Ontology annotation, molecular function: MAP kinase tyrosine/serine/threonine phosphatase activity; protein tyrosine/threonine phosphatase activity. The transcript has 6 exons. The record is from RefSeq and is a predicted model, not a curated record. Gene Ontology annotation, biological process: protein dephosphorylation; negative regulation of MAPK cascade. NCBI's taxonomy places the organism in Eukaryota, Metazoa, Chordata, Aves, Passeriformes, Acanthisittidae. Gene Ontology annotation, cellular component: cytoplasm; nucleus. The coding region runs from base 3 to 2048 and encodes 681 amino acids.
UCAUGGCCGAUGAGAUGAUCAGGACUCAACUCAUUGUCGCCGAGAAGUUGGUGGCUUUGCUGGAGAGCGGUACGGAAAAAUUGCUGCUGAUUGAUAGCCGCCCCUUUGUGGAAUACAAUACGUCCCACAUCUUGGAUGCCAUCAACAUCAACUGCUCCAAGCUCAUGAAGCGGAGGCUGCAGCAGGACAAAGUUUUGAUUACAGAGCUCAUUCAGCAUUCAGCAAAACACAAGAUUGAAAUUGAUUGCAAGCAGGAAGUGGUGGUGUAUGACCAAAGCUCUAAAGAUGUGACUUCCCUCUCAUCCGACUGCUUUCUUACUGUGCUCCUGGGCAAACUGGAGAAGAAUUUCAGCUCUGUGUAUCUGCUUUCAGGUAAGAUGUACCAAAAGAACCCCCUGAAACCCUUGAACAAGGAGGAGAAAGAAAAUGCUGUCAGGAUAGCAGAUGUUUACAGUUUCCCUGGUCUCUGUGAAGGAAAAUCCACACUCAUCCCUACUUGUAUUUCUCAACCCUGCCUGCCUGUCUCCAACAUUGGCCCAACUAGGAUCCUGCCUCAUCUCUAUCUUGGGUGUCAGCGAGAUGUUCUCAACAAGGAGCUGAUGCAGCAGAACGAUAUUGGCUAUGUACUGAAUGCCAGCAAUACUUGUCCCAAACCUGAUUUUAUUCCAGAAUCCCAUUUCCUCAGAGUGCCUGUGAAUGACAGCUUUUGUGAGAAAAUUUUGCCUUGGUUGGAUAAAUCAGUGGAUUUUAUAGAGAAAGCAAAAGCAUCCAAUGGCCACGUGUUAGUGCACUGUCUCGCUGGAAUCUCUCGCUCUGCCACGAUUGCUAUUGCAUACAUCAUGAAGAGAAUGGAUAUGUCUUUAGAUGAAGCUUACAGGUUUGUGAAAGAAAAGAGGCCAACCAUUUCUCCCAACUUCAACUUCCUGGGCCAGCUUUUGGACUUUGAGAAAAAGCUCAAGAACCAGAGUGGACAGCCUGGUCAUAUCAGUAAGCUGAAACUCCUGCAUUUGGAAAAAAGCAGCGAGCACAUGCAGGUCGCGGAAGGUGGGCAGAGCAGCCUGUCCACAAACCAGCUCUGCAUUACUGCCACCUCCGAGCUGGUGGAGCAGAAGCUGAUGGACUGUGGCAGUGCGUCGUGUGGGCACCUGGCCCCUCUGGAGGAUGGCCCACUGGUACAGGGCAUCAACGGACUGCACGUCUCCCUGGAUAAGGUGGAAGACAGCAACCGGCUGAAGCGCUCCUUUUCUUUGGAUAUCAAAUCUGUGUCCUACUCAGCGAGCAGCAGCUGUGUGACUGCAUCAGUCCAGGGCUUUGCCUCCUCCGAAGACACCCUGGAAUAUUACAAACACACGACGGCUUUAGAGGGCAGCAGCAAGUUGUGUCAGUUCUCCCCUGUGCAGGAGGUCUCGGAGCAGACCCCAGAAAGCAGCCCUGACAAAGAGGAAGCAAACCUUCCCAAGAACCCCCAGAGCCCCUGGCAGCUGGACAGCCAGGGCAAACGGCAACACGUGGGGAGAGCCGGCGGCGCCGCGCAGCGCGCGCUCCUCUACCCCCUCCACCGCAGCGGCAGCGUGGAAGACAACUACCGCACGAACUUCUUGUUUGGCCUCUCCACCAGCCAGCAGCAUUUGGCAAAGUCCACUGCUGGGCUGGGCCUCAAAGGUUGGCACUCGGACAUCUUGGCUCCGCAGACAUCAGCCACAUCCCUGACCAACAGCUGGUACUUUGCAACCGAGUCCUCACAUUUCUACUCUGCCUCGGCCAUCUAUGGGAACAGCGCCGCGUACUCUGCCUACAGCUGCAGCCAGCUGCCCACGGGCUGCGACCAGGCCUGUGCCGUGCGCAGGAGGGCCAAGCAGGGCGACCGCGGGGACUCCCGGAGGAGCUGGCACGAGGAGAGCUCCUUCGAAAAGCAGUUUAAGCGCAGAAGCUGCCAGAUGGAAUUUGGGGAGAGCAUCAUGUCAGACAACAGAUCCAGAGAAGAACUGGGCAAAGUAGGCAGUCAGUCGAGUUUUUCAGGCAGCAUGGAAAUCAUUGAAGUGUCCUGAGGGGCAGUUGGCUUGUGUGACUGUAUCAAGAGCUGGCUUCCCUCUCCAGUUCGCUCCCCCAGAGUUUGAGAGGUCCCUGUGAAUCUGAAAAGAACAAAC